AUGGCUCAAUCUCCAUCCCUCCCAAAGUACUUGCAAGAUGAUGACGUCUCUCAAGAAUGCAGAGAUCUCCUUCCCUCUCUCCCGUCCGAACAAGGCUGGGUUGGCACCACCCUCCACCUAUACCAAGGCUUCUGGGUCGGCCCAAGGCACUUGAAGGGUGUCCUGGCUUGCCAGAGACACUUCCGAGCCCAAGACACCGACAUCCUCCUCGUCACCACCCCGAAGUCCGGCACUACCUGGCUCAAGGCCAUCCUCUUCGCCCUCCUCAACCGGACCAAGUACUCGGGCUCGGGCUCGCAAGGACAACACCCUCUGUUGAACCAUAACCCUCACGACCUGGUGCCGUUUCUGGAAUUAAAGCUCUACGUCGAGCAGGACACUCCGGACCUUGCCUCACUCCCGCCCCCGAGGCUAUUUGCUACGCACUUGCCUUAUCAAUCGCUCCCUCAGCCGGUGAGGGACUCCAAGUGCAAGCUGGUGUACUUAUGCAGGAACCCCAAAGACACCUGCGUCUCGCUCUGGCACUUCACCAACAAGCUGAGGCCCAAGGAAAGGGGUGAGAACUCGCUGCAGGAGUCGCUCGACAGGUUCUGCCGAGGCGUGAGCUUGUUCGGGCCUUACUGGGACCACGUGCUGGGGUACCACAAGGCGAGCUCGGAGACACCCGAGAAGGUGUUGUUCCUGAAGUACGAGGACAUGAAGGAGGACCCGUACGCUAACCUGAGGAGGCUGGCCGGUUUUCUGGAGUGUCCGUUCAGUCAAGAAGAGCUGAGAGAAGGGAUGGUGGACGAAAUACUGAGGCUCUGUAGUUUUGACAAUUUGAGCGGGCUGGAGGUGAACAAGAGAGGCAAGUUGGCGUCAGGGGAAGAGAACAAGGCGUUCUUUAGGAGAGGCGAGGUUGGAGAUUGGGUAAAUUACUUGAGCGUAGACAUAGCCGAGAAGAUUGACCGCGUUGGGGAGGAGAAGCUGCAUGGCUCUGGGUUGAAGCUUUAGGUGUGGG
This is a messenger RNA of Eucalyptus grandis, 1000 nucleotides long. Its product is annotated as cytosolic sulfotransferase 12. Bases 1 to 993 code for a protein of 330 amino acids. Gene Ontology annotation, molecular function: sulfotransferase activity. The record is from RefSeq and is a predicted model, not a curated record. Gene Ontology annotation, biological process: sulfation. Gene Ontology annotation, cellular component: cytoplasm. The transcript has a single exon. NCBI's taxonomy places the organism in Eukaryota, Viridiplantae, Streptophyta, Magnoliopsida, Myrtales, Myrtaceae.